AUGAAGUCCUUCAUCGCUCCUCUGUCGUUCCUCUCCCUCGGCCUUGCCUGCUUCGGUAACGCCGCGACCAUCCCGACCAAGAGCCUGACCCGUCGCGCCGACUUCUGCGACCAGUGGGGAUCUGUCACCACCGGCAGCUACAUCCUCUACAAUAACCUCUGGGGCCAGAGCUACGACACCUCCGGCACCCAAUGCACCGGAUUGACGUCCCUGAGCGGUAGCAACAUCGCUUGGUACACCUCGUGGUCCUGGUCCGGCUCGGCCAGCCAGGUGAAGAGCUUCGCCAACGUUGCCCUGCAGUUCACGGCCAAGACCCUGAGCAGCAUCGACAGCAUCCAGUCCACCUGGGAGUGGAGCUACUCCAACACCAACAUCGUCGCCGACGUCUCCUACGACAUGUUCCUGAGCUCCAGCGCGUCCGGCUCGGCGGAGUACGAGAUUAUGGUCUGGCUCGCGGCCCUGGGCGGCGCAGGUCCCAUCUCUUCCACCGGAUCCCCCAUCGCCACCACCGACAUCAACGGCGUUACCUGGGAGCUGUACUCCGGCCCGAAUGGCGACACGACUGUGUACAGCUUCGUGGCCGAGUCCACCACCACGAGCUUCUCCGGGGACAUGAAGGAGUUCUUCAACUACCUCACCGAGAACGCAGGCGUGAGCACUAGCCUUUACCUGAUUAAUGUGCAGGCUGGUACUGAGCCUUUCACUGGCACAGCCGAGCUGACUGUCUCCGACUACUCUGUUGCUGUCGUUUAA
Messenger RNA from Penicillium cinerascens, 753 nucleotides. It is a transcript of the gene xgeA, whose product is annotated as putative endoglucanase. The transcript has 2 exons. Bases 1 to 753 code for a protein of 250 amino acids. The record is from RefSeq and is a predicted model, not a curated record. NCBI's taxonomy places the organism in Eukaryota, Fungi, Ascomycota, Eurotiomycetes, Eurotiales, Aspergillaceae. Gene Ontology annotation, molecular function: cellulase activity. Gene Ontology annotation, biological process: polysaccharide catabolic process.